Frankliniella occidentalis (western flower thrips) is the source of this 1136-nucleotide messenger RNA. RefSeq names its product neurogenic differentiation factor 1-like. The record is from RefSeq and is a predicted model, not a curated record. NCBI's taxonomy places the organism in Eukaryota, Metazoa, Arthropoda, Insecta, Thysanoptera, Thripidae. Bases 128 to 817 code for a protein of 229 amino acids. Gene Ontology annotation, molecular function: protein dimerization activity. The transcript has a single exon.
UCUGCGACCACAGAGCCCAGCAGGUCGGAGCGCCCCGCCCGCCCCGCUCCACCUCCCACGAGCCUCCCUCAGCGUCUCUACGAGAGCGAGCUCGCGCGCGCGUGUCUGUGUCAGUGCGUGCAUCACCAUGGCGACUUACUUGUACUUGCCCGGUGUCUCACCCGGUGGCCACCACCUCGGCGGACCCAUGUCCUCGUCGGCGUCCUACCACCACCAUCAUCACGCCCACCACCUGCACCACCACCUCCACGCCCACCAGGAGGUGCUGCCGCCCUCGCCGCCGCCGAGCCUCCAGUCCUGGGGGCUGGACCACAGCGCGCACACCGGCGGCCACCCCGUCGGCGACCUCAGCGUUGGCGGCCACCCCCUGGUGCCCCUCGGCUCCCGCUGCUCGGACGGCUGCCACUCGCCCACCCCCAGCGACCGGUCCGAGGACCGCUCCCUCAGCCCCGUGGAGAGGCGGCACCAGCAGAACCUCGCCGCCUUCAACGUCCAGGUGCAGCAGCCGCGCUCGAGCUUCGCGCUGGACGAGGACGCCCUCGACGACGAGGAGGAUGACGACGACGACGACGACGCGGCGGAGGACGGCAAGCAGCCCAAGCGGCGCGGCGGCAAGGCCCUGAGCCCCGUGGUGGUGAAGAAGAGGCGCCUGGCGGCCAACGCCCGGGAGCGUCGCCGCAUGCUCAACCUCAACACGGCCUUCGACCGCCUCCGGACGCACCUCCCCUCGCUGGGCAGCGACCGGCAGCUGUCCAAGUACGAGACCCUGCAGAUGGCGCAGACCUACAUCAACGCCCUGGUGGACCUGCUGGUCUAGCGCCCACCGGACCCCGACGUGGGCCCGUUCUCCUGACCAACCCCGCGGCUGCGGGCCCGCGCCCAUGUGCUGGACAACCCUUGCUCAACGGUGCGAACUUGUAUACUGCGUGUUCAAUACCGCGUGUUGAAAGUCUUCCAUUUUCGAAUACUUUUCUUUUGCUUUGAGAGAGUACUAGACUGUGACUAAUGUUUGAUAGUAGUAUUUUGUGAGGGGUGUUAGAAUCUGUCGGUAGUGCCCAGUGCCCUGGUCCUGCUUCUCCCGUGUCUUCCGAGAUUUUUUUUUUUUUUUUUUUUGAGUUUGGAGGGUAUUUGUGAAA